AACGCAAGAUCAGUGUGAUGCUCACAGACGGAAUACUGUGGUCACAGUGUCACAUGUGAAUGUUUAAUGUGCAAUAAAUAUACGUUUACCAAAAUUAUAUCUUUUUACAUUAUUAUUUUAUUUAAGAUACGCUAUUGGGCCACCCAAAAACAUGACAGAUAAUCGGAAAUGAAAGAUCAAAGGUGCCGACAGAGAGUCGAAAUACUGGUUCUACUGUGUUCUGACAUCCAACUGCGACAUACAACGUAUUGUAGAACGGGCCUGACUUCAGCUGAGUUCAGUCAAAAAGAACUGAUCUAAAAUCAUUAAUAAUCAGCUGUGAUCAUUAAAAUUUGAGAAGAAGAAGGAUAUGGAUGGUUGAAUAACUAUGAAAAAAUGUUGAGAUUAAUUUAUACCAUCCUUUUGACACUUUUUGUUAGUGGUUUAUGCGAAGAACAAUUCUGUUCGGCGGACAGUGCUAACUUCUGUAAAAUAAGCGAGAUUGAUCACCAGAAACUAUCGUAUACAAAAGCAAUAAAUGAGGGAUAUCAAAAAUACUUAACAAUGAUUCAAGAUGCGGAACAAAAUUAUAAAGAGUGCAACAACACAAAGAACUCGUGCUUUAGCGAUGUUAUCAGACGGGAUUUAAACCCUUUUAAAAAGAAAGGUAUAAGCGAAGAAAUGAUAAUUGCUGCAAAAACCAGGGGUACAUUCUACCAAAUAAUUGGAGGAAAAUUAUACAGAGAGAAGGACUGUAUGUUUCCUGCCAGAUGCACUGGAAUAGAACAUUUUUUAUUAAAAAUAAUUGGUAACUUAUCAGAUAUGGAUAUAAUUAUAAAUACCAGAGAUUAUCCUCAAUCCAGUGAAUAUUUUGGUAAUGCGAUGCCUAUUUUUUCAUUUAGUAAGACAUCGCAAUAUUAUGAUAUUAUGUAUCCAGCAUGGGCAUUUUGGGAAGGUGGUCCAGCUAUUUCGUUGUAUCCUCGUGGUCUUGGCAGAUGGGAUCAACAUCGUAAACUCUUAAAUAAAGCAAACUCAGAAACUCCAUGGGAAAAGAAAGAAAAUAAAGGAUUCUUUCGUGGUUCUAGAACAAGUUCAGAACGUGAUAACUUAGUUUUAUUAAGUCGUAAUAAACCUUAUUUGGUGGAUGCUCAAUAUACUAAAAAUCAGGCAUGGAAGUCUAAUGAGGAUACUUUGAAUGUAGCACCAGCAUCAGAGGUGCCUUUGGAGUCUCAUUGUAGAUAUAAAUACUUGUUUAAUUUUCGUGGUGUGGCGGCUUCGUUUAGACACAAACAUCUAUUUUUAUGCGAAUCACUAGUUUUUCAUGUGGGUGAUGAAUGGACUGAAUUUUAUUAUUAUGCCAUGAAACCAUGGAUUCAUUAUAUACCAGUUUCUAAAAACGCAAAUCAAAAAGAGUUAGAAGAUUUGAUUGAAUUUGCAAGGAAUAAUGAUGAAUUAGUGAAAAAAAUUGCAUAUCGCGGUAGAACUUUUGUAUGGAAUAAUUUGCGACUGUCGGACAUUACAUAUUUUUGGAAACAACUUCUUAAAAAUUAUGGUAAACUUCUAACAUAUAAGCCAGUAUUAAAGAAAAAUCUUGUACAAAUAGAAAAGAAACAAUAAAUAUACUUGUGAUAUUUUUAUACAACUAA
Molecule: messenger RNA, 1625 nt
Organism: Nylanderia fulva
Lineage: Eukaryota; Metazoa; Arthropoda; Insecta; Hymenoptera; Formicidae
Product: O-glucosyltransferase rumi homolog
Biological process (GO): protein O-linked glycosylation; positive regulation of Notch signaling pathway
Cellular component (GO): endomembrane system
Molecular function (GO): UDP-xylosyltransferase activity; UDP-glucosyltransferase activity
Source: RefSeq, a predicted model, not a curated record